Suillus discolor is the source of this 390-nucleotide messenger RNA. RefSeq lists its product as uncharacterized. Gene Ontology annotation, biological process: regulation of transcription by RNA polymerase II. The record is from RefSeq and is a predicted model, not a curated record. Lineage: Eukaryota; Fungi; Basidiomycota; Agaricomycetes; Boletales; Suillaceae. The annotation marks the transcript as partial. The transcript has a single exon. Gene Ontology annotation, molecular function: DNA-binding transcription factor activity, RNA polymerase II-specific; RNA polymerase II cis-regulatory region sequence-specific DNA binding.
CUCUUUGAAGACGCAGGACCUUAUCUGUGUGAGACACUACACAUUCCAUCCCACAAGAAAAUAGACUUGUGGGCGCUUCCAGAUCCACUUGAAGGAGAGAAACCAAACCAGCCCUAUCCUAUAUUGAUCAAGCUGGCAAUUUACGGAAGCCCAAAUAAGCAGCUCACAUUGCAAGAGAUAUACACAGUACUCGAGGGUCAUUUUGAAUGGUUCAAGGUUCAACGAAACGAGAAGGCUUGGAAGUUGGGUUUUUGUUCUGACUCCUCACCUAUUCUGCCUCAUGACUAUGCACAGAACUCAAUUCGCCAUAACCUUUCUUUGAACAAAGUCUUCAAACAUGUUCCCCAUACCAUCAUGGAGCCAGGCAAAGGAAGCUAUUGGCAACUUGAC